AUGAAUACUUAAUGCCAACCACGUGGUGUGAAAGCAGACUGCAGCUUCUUUUGUUCAAAUCAAUCAAACCGGAGACGGCCAGAGAGCUGCUGAAUCAGGAAAUCACCGCUUUUGGAUUGAAAACAUGCCGCGUACGAAGGUGACAGACGUCUCAGGGAACGGUGGGGUGAAGAAGAAGAGGGCCAGCGGCAAGAGGAAAGAGAGGGACUUCAGCAGCGACGAUGAGUUUGAUUACGAACAGGAAAACAACAAGAAACCGGGAAAGCUCUCUGCCAAGUCUGGUCUCCAGCCCGUCACUGUGGCAGACGACGUCAAAGAGAAAAUAAAACUUGAGGGCUCAAAGGUGAAAGGUCAACUGCUCAUCUUUGGAGCAACCAACUGGGAUUUGAUUGGACGAAAGGAGGUGCCCAAACAACAAGCUGCUUUUCGCAACCUGGGCCAGAAUCUGUGGGGUCCUCACCGCUACGGCUGCCUGAAUGAUAUUCAGGUCAGCUGUGUGGUGUCUGGUCCGUGUGCCGCGCACAGUCUCCUCAUGACCACCGAGGGCAAGCUGUGGAGCUGGGGUCGCAACGAGAAAGGUCAGCUGGGACACGGCGACACCAAGCGUCUGGAGGCUCCCAAGUUAAUCGAGGGCCUGGCGGAGCACGUGAUUGUUGCUGCAGCCUGUGGACGCAAUCACACCCUGGCACUCACAGAGGACGGCACUGCAUAUUCUUUUGGCGAGAACAAGCUGGGCCAACUCGGCCAAGGCAACCAGACCGACGCAGUCCUCAGCCCAGCACCGAUUUGCUACAACGGCCAGCCGCUGGUGAAGGUGGCCUGUGGUGCCGAAUUCAGCAUGGUGGUGGACUGCAAAGGAAACCUGUACUCCUUCGGCUGCCCCGAGUACGGACAGCUGGGUCACAACAGCGACGGCAAGUUCAUAGCCCGCGCCCAGCGCAUCGAGUUCGACUGUGAACUCAUCCCUCGCCGUGUCGCCAUCUUCAUCGAGAAGUCCAAGGACGGCCAGGUCACGCCGGUGCCCAACGUGGUGGUCCGAGAUGUGGCCUGUGGCUGCAACCACACGCUGGUGCUGGACUCCCAGAAGCGCGUGUUCAGCUGGGGUUUCGGUGGUUACGGGCGUCUAGGUCACACGGAGCCGAAGGACGAGAUGGUUCCUCGGCUUGUCAAACUGUUUGACUUUCCCGGACGCGGCGCCAGUCAGAUCUGUUCGGGCUACCAGUGUUCCUUCGCGGUCAGUGAAAUGGGCGGUCUGUUUUUCUGGGGCGUGACGAACACUUCCAGAGAGUCCACCAUGUACCCCAAAGUCGUGCAGGAUCUGUGUGGCUGGAAGAUCCGCAGCGUGGCGUGUGGGAAGACGAGCAUCCUCAUCGCUGCAGACGAGAGUAUGAUCAGCUGGGGCCCCUCUCCCACGUUUGGAGAGCUGGGAUACGGCGACAGCAAACCCAAAUCCUCCACCACCGCCCAGGAGGUCAAGACCUUGGACGGCAUCUACAUCGAGCAGGUGGUGAUGGGCUACUGCCACUCCCUGGUGAUCGCCCGGCAGGACACCGAGCAGGAGAAGGAGAAACUGAAAAAGCUGCCCGAGUACAACCCCCGGACGCUGUGACCGGGGGCGGCCCCACAGCAACACCUCCCCACCCCCGACC
Messenger RNA from Perca flavescens (yellow perch), 1649 nucleotides. It is a transcript of the gene rcc2, whose product is annotated as regulator of chromosome condensation 2. The record is from RefSeq and is a predicted model, not a curated record. The transcript is spliced from 13 exons. NCBI's taxonomy places the organism in Eukaryota, Metazoa, Chordata, Actinopteri, Perciformes, Percidae. Gene Ontology annotation, biological process: negative regulation of GTPase activity. Gene Ontology annotation, molecular function: small GTPase binding. The coding region runs from base 125 to 1609 and encodes 494 amino acids. Gene Ontology annotation, cellular component: membrane.